AUGACCUAGAAAAUCAGGAAAUGCAACAACCAGAUUCAAUCCUGCAAAGUACAACUUCAAAGUAAGAGAUGCACGAUACUAUUAAUGCAUUUGCAGAACAUUCUUUUAAACAACUCUGUUGAUGCUGUUAGAAGUUGACAUUUAUGACUUUGAAAGCUACUCACAUACAUAAACAUCUAUCAUUAGGCCACUUAUAUAGAGAGAAGCUCUUUGCCAAUUAUUUAUUUAUUUGUUUAUCUAUUCAUUGAGUGUGGCAUUUAUUGUCUCUAAAUAGUUAUUUUGGCUAGUCGUUAUGUAAUUAUACAACUUUGAAUGAAUGACAUGGUGAGCCCUUAGCCAGCGUUCAGGUUAGUGGCUUUGGUAUUACUCAGUUUUUAACCUGUUGUGGCAUGACAGUGGAGCUGAUUGAGGGGGUGUUCUUCCAUUAGCCCUAGAUCAGGGCUGAGCUUAAAUAGACGCAGUCUUUCUUGAGGGGGUCACAUCACUGGUGGCAAACAAACUGGAAAAUGAAGUUGCAUGUGUCAGGUUUCUCCGCAGUUCUUCUGCUGUGGCUUCUGGUCUCGUCUUCAGUACAAGAAGACACACAUAAAACCGGCUGUCUAUCUACUACAGAUACUAAAACUCCUCACACGAAUCUGCGUAGCUACACUAUCCAGCAAAAACCUUUGUUCCCUGUACAUGCUGUAAGAUUUCUUACAAUAAAAGGAGUCACAAUCUGCUCAGAUCCGACUUCACCAUGGGCCAUUAAAGCAAUGAAGCACCUGAAUGGAAAGAAAAAACGACGUCAGUCAAACAUUACAAUCCGUCCAUCAGUGAAGGUGGUUCAUAAGGAUACAUCAACGACAAAUACGGCUCGGGUAUCAGCACAGAUUAAAAAACAGACCUGAAAAAUCACCAUUAGAACUGACCAGUAUCACUUUUGCAUUUUUUAAAGAUUUUCUCUUUUGAGAAAAAAAUGCACUUUAUUGUACAUCGAACAGUUUUUUUUAAAUGUAAUAAUAAAGAAAUUAAAGUUUUUUUUAUUUUAUAUAUUUUUACAAAAUAUUUUUAUUAAAAUAACAACUAUAUAUAUUCAAAAAGGCAGCAACACCAAAGCUCAAAAAAAUCUAUUUAUUAAAUUAAAAAGGCUAACACAAAGUGUGUAACAUUUCAGACAGAUGAAGAGCUGUGUGCUCGAAACGUUACACACUUUGUGUCAGCCUUUUUCUUUUAAUACAUUGCUAUACUUUUGGAGCUUUGGU
Molecule: messenger RNA, 1241 nt
Organism: Danio aesculapii
Lineage: Eukaryota; Metazoa; Chordata; Actinopteri; Cypriniformes; Danionidae
Gene: xcl32a.1
Product: chemokine (C motif) ligand 32a, duplicate 1
Exons: 3
Coding region: 507-887 (126 amino acids)
Biological process (GO): cellular response to type II interferon; cellular response to tumor necrosis factor; neutrophil chemotaxis
Cellular component (GO): extracellular region
Molecular function (GO): chemokine activity; CCR chemokine receptor binding
Source: RefSeq, a predicted model, not a curated record